CCUGCCAGGGGCGCGCGUGCCCGAGCGCGCGGAGGCCCGUGGGGAGGGGCCGCGCUGCCCAGCCCCUCCCCGCGCUCCCAGCACCCUCCGCUCGCCAGACCCUCCUCCACCACGUGUCCGCGAGCUCCCUCCCAGCGAGCAGAGGCGGGACGGGACGAUGGCGCCCUGACAGCCGGGCCGUAGCCCUGCGUGUCUGCACCGCGGAGAUGGAACCCACAGCCAUCCCUGUCAAUCUGGCCCUGAAAGAAGAAAAAGAGGAAGAAGAGAUUCAGAGCCAGGAGCUGGAGGAUGGUCCUACAGAGAUGCAGAAAGUCCGGAUCUGCUCAGAGGGUGGAUGGGUGCCAGCCCUAUUUGAUGAGGUGGCCAUAUAUUUUUCCGAUGAAGAGUGGGAAGUUUUGACAGAGCAACAAAAGGCCCUGUACCGGGAAGUCAUGAGGAUGAAUUAUGAGACUGUUCUGUCCCUGGAGUUCCCAUUCCCUAAGCCAGAUGUGAUCACUCGGCUGGAAAGAGAGAAAUCUCAAAACUCUAAUGAACGGCAGCUCCAAGGACACACCAUUGCAGAAAAUGAAGAUUUGGAAAUGAAGGCUCCAGACUGGGCAGGCCCAGUGAACACUUCCUCCCAGCUUUCUCAGCCUCAGCACCUGGAUAGUUUUGGCCUCCGUCUAACUCAGGACAUCACAGAGCUGCCUGAGUGGGGUGAAGGAUACCCCUUUUACAUGGGAUUCCCAGGGUAUGAUCUUUCUGCGGAAGACCUGGCAGCGAAGUUCCAGUUCAGCCGGGGCAUGCGGCGCAGUUAUGAUGCUGGGUUCAAGUUGAUGGUGGUGGAAUAUGCUGAAAGUACCAACAACUGUCAGGCAGCGAAGCAGUUUGGCGUGCUGGAAAAAAAUGUGCGGGACUGGCGCAAAGUGAAGCCACAGCUACAAAAUGCCCAUGCCAUGCGGCGGGCAUUCCGAGGCCCCAAGAAUGGACGGUUUGCCCUGGUGGACCAGCGUGUGGCUGAAUAUGUGCGCUACAUGCAGGCCAAAGGAGACCCUAUCACCCGGGAGGCCAUGCAGUUGAAAGCCCUCGAAAUUGCCCAGGAAAUGAACAUUCCAGAGAAAGGGUUCAAGGCCAGUUUGGGUUGGUGUCGAAGAAUGAUGCGACGUUAUGACUUAUCUCUGAGGCACAAGGUGCCUGUACCCCAGCAGCUGCCCGAAGACCUGACUGAAAAACUUGUCACUUACCAGCGGAGUGUCCUGGCCCUGCGCAGGACACAUGACUACCAGGUGGCACAGAUGGGCAAUGCAGAUGAGACUCCAAUUUGUUUAGAAGUGCCAUCUCGGGUGACUGUUGACAACCAGGGUGAGAAGCCUGUCUUGGUCAAGACGCCAGGCAGGGAGAAACUGAAAAUCACUGCCAUGCUUGGGGUUCUGGCUGAUGGGAGAAAACUGCCCCCAUACAUCAUUCUGAGGGGCACAUACAUCCCCCCUGGGAAGUUCCCUAGUGGGAUGGAAAUCCGCUGCCACAGGUAUGGAUGGAUGACGGAGGAUUUGAUGCAGGAUUGGCUAGAGGUGGUAUGGAGGAGGAGGGCAGGUGCCAUCCCGAAGCAGCGAGGGAUGCUCAUUCUCAAUGGCUUCCGGGGCCAUGCCACGGAUUCCGUAAAGAGUUCCAUGGAAAGCAUGAACACUGACAUGGUCAUAAUCCCUGGGGGCCUGACAUCACAGCUCCAGGUUCUGGAUGUGGUAGUGUACAAGCCACUGAAUGACAGUGUACGGGCCCAGUACUCCAAUUGGCUCCUGUCGGGGAACCUGGCACUGAGUCCUACUGGGAAUGCCAAGAAACCACCCCUUGGUCUCUUCCUAGAGUGGGUCAUGGUGGCAUGGAACAGCAUCUCUAGUGAAUCCAUUAUCCAAGGCUUUAAGAAGUGCCACAUCUCCAGCAACUUAGAGGAUGAAGAUGAUGUCUUGUGGGAAAUUGAGAACGAGUUGCCAGGAGGAGUGGAACUGCACAGAGAAUGUGACCCCGAGAGCCACUGAAGGGAGAUCAGCAAAUGGAAUUGUAUUUCAAAUAGCUGGGGAAGAAGAUUCCUGGAAGUGUGGUGCAUGUGGUGGACAGCAGCCUGUGGCUCCCAGCCAGCACCCAGCCAAUCUGCCUCACAUCUCAGACACUACAUUUCAUCAGAGACCAGAGUAGAAGAGAAGCUGCUUCUGUUCAUUUCUUGUCCUGGACAUUACUCAUGUGUCCAUCAGAAGAGACCUGUAUAUAGAUGUAUGAGUAAAAGUAUCUUCUGGACAAGAGACUGUCCAACAACCCAGAAGAGACUCAUUUCUAGACACAGUCACUAGUUGUCCUUUUUGUGGAGAAAAUCUCAAGUAAAUAUUUCUUCUUAAAAAAAAAAUUCUUCCAAGAGUAGAGCUUACUACCCACAGGUCAAACUGCAGAGAAGGCUUACAGAAAUGUAUCAUUUAUGAUGCCUGCUACUUACACAUUUCCCCUUUUGAAUUAUGGAAUACUAAUAAGUGAAAUUUAUACAUACUGGCCAGGUGGCUGGCGAGUGGUUUUUCUGUAGACAAACUAGUUUAGUUUGGAAGACACUGGUUUAAAUACACUGUGUUGCUUUACUUAUCUACCCUGUCUGGUUGGCAGCUAGACUUUUUGGGGUCUUAUUUGAUGGCCCUAUUUUUCAUUAUUCUAUGUAGUAACUAGGCAGCAUUUACUACACAAAUUUUCAGUUUCUCAGGCUGCCUAUAGAGGUCACCGUAAAUGAUCUGUUUCUUGAGGCCCAAGGCUCAGUAACUCAUCAAUACCUGUCUUAGUUUUACCACAGAGGUGGAAAGGAUGAGGCCCUGCAUUGUUUUAAGACUUCUGAUAUCCUCUGUAGGAAUAGGUGGGAGAGCUUUGAAUUGUUACAUGAUAAUAAUUUACAUUCCCACAUAGAUCAUUAGGAAAACAUUCCUACAAAGCUAUCUAUGCUACAAAUAUAUGCCAGAAUCUCAUAGACCAAGCUGUUGCUAGAAAUGCCAUUCUGAUGUCUAAUCUGGACCAUAGGCUACUCCCUGUAGAUUCAGUCCAUUGUAUGGUGUACUGUGGUUGGCAUCUUGAAACACCUAUUUCUACUCAGGUACUCAUUUUCCUGUUAGUGAUUUGUUGUCAUCUUUUUAACAUUUGUUUUCUUCCAAGGUGGUAACUCAUAUGAAAAAAUUUCAGUAUUUGAAUUAUUUCCUCAUUUGCUUUUCCUGUACUGUCUUAUCAUCUCAAAUAAUAUCUAAAGUCAGUUAAUUUCCAUUCCAGAAGUUUCCAUUUCUUCCACUUCCACUGCCCAUUUUUGAUCCUUAACCAUUUAAUUCCUUUACUUGCUUUGAGAGCUUAAAGGAUUUUCUAAGGGGAGCUGGGUGGUUAAGUGCACAUAGUAUUAAGUGCAUGUACUACUAAGCGCAAGGGUCCUGGUUCGAGCCCUUGGCUCCUUAGCUGCAGGGUGGGGUUGCUUUGCAAGUGGUGAAGCAGGUCAGCAGCUGUCUAUCUUUCGUUCCCCUUCUCUAUCUUCCCCUCUCUUUCUUUCAGUCCUAUCCAAUAUUAAAAAUUUUAAGAGAGAAAAGAUGGCCUCCAAGAGCAGUGGAUUUAUAGUGUAGGCACUAAGCCUCAGCAAUAACCCUGGAGGGAAAAAAAAAAUUCCUAAGACCUAAUUUGGUUCCUAUGUUAGAGCCAUGAAAACUUGCAGAGAAGAGUAGAAAUAGGUUCAACUCUCGUUAUAUUCCACUAACACUUUUGAGUCUCCUGAUCUGCAGACAGAUGCCUUAUAGGUUGCAAGCACUGGAACUUCCCUAGAGUGAUGGCUUUAUGUCAGGGUUUUUCUAGCCUUAUUCUUCCACUGACUGAAUUAUGACCUAUGCCUAACAGAGCCCACAUACAACUUUUUGCAGAUUGCUAUUACCCUAGAAUUCCUAUAGCACAUAUUAAGACAUAAUUAUACUCCCCACUAGAUAGGAACUAUCCCCAACAAUAAACUUUAACAAUAAAGAACAGAGGCUAUGGCGGAUUUAUUUACUUGCUAACAUUGUGAAAAGUCGUGUUUCAAGUUAUUGUUUAUACUAGUCUUCCUCUAGUUUGGAACCAGUAUAUUACAACCCUUGGGGGGGGAACCUGUUCAUCGGCAAUGUAACUAAUCCUGGUAUUUUUUUUUUAAUUUUAUUUAUCUUCCCUUUUGUUGCCCUUGUCUUUUUAUUGUUGUUGUAGUUGAUGUCGUCGUUGUUAGAUAGGACAGAGAGAAAUGGAGAGAGGAGGGGAAGACAGAGAGGGGGAGAGAAAGAUAGACACCUGCAGACCUGCUUCACCGCCUGUGAAGCGACUCCCCUGCAGGUGGGGAGCCGGGGACUCGAACCGGGAUCCUCAUGCCGGUCCUUGCGCUUAGCACCACCUGCGCUUAACCCACUGCGCUACCGCCCGGCUCCCUAAUCCUGGUAUUUUUAAAAGACAAAUAGAAGGAAAAUGCUGUGUUAGUUUAAAACUGGCUCUUAAGGGCUAAGUAGGGAGAGUAAUGUGAUGGAGUGGCCUGGUAUAAACAGCUUUUCCCCUUGUUAUGUUUUGGAUGCUCUGAGGAGUGGCACGUACAAAAAUCAGAAAAAACUGAUUAAAGGAAUACUAAUUUCA
Erinaceus europaeus (western European hedgehog) is the source of this 4626-nucleotide messenger RNA. It is a transcript of the gene POGK, whose product is annotated as pogo transposable element derived with KRAB domain. Gene Ontology annotation, cellular component: nucleus. Bases 207 to 2015 code for a protein of 602 amino acids. The record is from RefSeq and is a predicted model, not a curated record. The transcript has 6 exons. Gene Ontology annotation, molecular function: DNA binding. Gene Ontology annotation, biological process: regulation of DNA-templated transcription. Lineage: Eukaryota; Metazoa; Chordata; Mammalia; Eulipotyphla; Erinaceidae.